Messenger RNA from Mugil cephalus (flathead mullet), 3998 nucleotides. It is a transcript of the gene slc5a5, whose product is annotated as solute carrier family 5 member 5. NCBI's taxonomy places the organism in Eukaryota, Metazoa, Chordata, Actinopteri, Mugiliformes, Mugilidae. Gene Ontology annotation, biological process: sodium ion transport; iodide transmembrane transport. Gene Ontology annotation, molecular function: symporter activity. Gene Ontology annotation, cellular component: membrane. The transcript is spliced from 17 exons. The record is from RefSeq and is a predicted model, not a curated record. Bases 153 to 2042 code for a protein of 629 amino acids.
GACGCAGAGUAGCAGCUGAGGAGUGAAGGCGACUGUCAGCACAUUCUUUCUCCAGUGACUGAACUGUGUGGAGCUGCAGCGAUCAGUUUUAUCACGCUCAACAGCAGAUACACCAAUUCUCACGAUAAGGUAGAGAUCAUCAAGGUCCAACAAUGGGAGAUCCAACUGCCAGUGAUGCACAGAGAGCCGGCUUCGUCCUGGCUGACUAUGCGGUCUUCGGUUGCAUGUUGCUGGUCUCCAUGUCGAUAGGACUUUUCCAGGCCCUGAGGAAGAAGCCGAAGGGCGGCAAUUUUGAGGAGUUCUUCACCGGUGGCCGCAACAUGCCAGCUGUGCCUGUUGGGCUGUCUCUCUGUGCCAGUUUUAUGUCAGCGGUCCAGGUUCUGGGUGUUCCCGCUGAAGGCUUUCGCUACGGGUACAAAUUCCUCUACAUGUGCCUCGGACAAAGCAUCAACUCACUGCUGACAGCUUACUUCUUCAUGCCAGUUUUCUUUCGACUGGGCAUCACCAGCACCAAUCAGUAUCUGAAGAUGAGGUUUGGCCGAGGGAUGCAGCUGCUUGGAAGUGUCCAGUUCAUCGUUGCGACGCUUCUUUACACAGGGAUUGUCAUCUAUGCACCAGCACUGAUCCUGAACCAAGCUACUGGACUCAAUAUGUGGGCGUCUCUGUUUUCUACUGGGUUAAUCUGCACCAUUUACACCACAGUGGGCGGCAUGAAGGCUGUGAUCUGGACAGACGUGUUCCAGAUAAUUGUCAUGUUGUCGGGCUUCGUGGCCAUCUUCAUCCACGGCACAAUCCUGGUCGGUGGUCCUGCACAGGUCCUGGAGAUCGCAUACAAUGGAUCACGGAUCAAUUUUAAUGAUUUUGACACCGACCCACAGAGGCGUUACACCUUCUGGACCCUCUCUGUUGGGGGUGUAAUGGUUUGGCUGUCCAUGUAUGGAGUUAACCAAGCACAAGUCCAGCGCUACAUCUCCUGCCGAACAGAGAAAGACGCCAAGUGGGCACUGUUUGUGAACCAAGUGGGCCUUUGCCUCAUUGUGUCCAGCGCAGCUACCUGCGGCAUCGUCAUGUUUGCUUACUACAACGGCUGCGACCCGCUGAAGUCUGGGAUGAUUUCUGCCCCUGAUCUGUAUAUGCCCUACUUUGUGCUGGAUAUCUUCAAAGAUUACCCAGGAUUCCCAGGCCUCUUCCUUGCUUGCGCGUACAGUGGGACUCUGAGCACGGCCUCUACAAGUAUCAAUGCCAUGGCUGCAGUGACGAUGGAGGAUCUGCUGAAACCCCACCUGCUCCACAUGACCCAGAAGAGGCUGGUCAUCAUGUCCAAAGGACUCUCAUUCCUGUAUGGAAUUAGCUGCAUCACCGUAGCUGCUCUGUCCUCCUUCCUGGACUGGGGAGUUCUUCAGGGAUCGUUCACUGUCAUGGGUGUGGUCAGCGGUCCAUUACUGGGCGUCUUUAUUUUGGGCAUGUUUUUCCCAGGAACAAACAGACUGGGGGCGUACUUAGGGAUAGUAGCGGGAUUCUGUGCCUCUCUGUGGCUGGCUGUUGGUUCAACUCUUUAUCCACCCACUGAGAAGACCAUGGGCGUCCUUCCCAGCUUCACAGACGGCUGUGCACUCAGAAACAUCACCGUGAACAACAUCCCUGACCCUGAGGAACAGUACAUCCUCACCCCGCUUCACCCUGAGAACAACGGGGGCCUGCUUGGCUUCUACUCCAUGUCCUACCUCUACUUCGGAGCCGUGGCGACUAGCUCAGUCGUCCUGGUCGGGGUGAUCGUGAGUUACGCAACAGGCCCAACAAAGAGGAAUCAGAUUAAACCAGGUUUGCUGUGGUGGGACCUGCAUGGAAAGACAGCGGACGACAUGUCAGGACUGAGAACGGUCCCCAUGUCCAGUAUGUUUCCCUGUGUUAUGCGCCGCUCGAGCUGGGAUAAAGAGCAGCCGGCUGCGAGAAUGACCGAGAUUACUCAGGUGGAGCAGCAGGCAGAUAAAUCACAGAUUGUACCUUUGAUACAAGUGCACACAGAUGACGCAAACGCCUAAGAAGAAUGGAGCAUCAGAUCACGCGUCAGAGUUUAGGAGUUUAAAACGUAUUAUGCCGUGACCAGCGCACAUCGCGGUGUCAACUUUUGUACGUCUUUUUUUCCUCUUCUGUUUUGUCUUUGUAUAUCUGACCGUAGUGUAAGUCUCCGCCACAUUAGGAGUUGCAUUUGCGCCUUCAUGACUUUGCCAAGAAGCAUUAAGACUCUAAUCAAGUUCCUUCAGGUGUGAUGAAAGGCUUUUUAUCUGGAGAUUCCCUCUGGUAGGUUCCCUAGCUGUAGCGACGCACACCUGCACUUCGACCGGCGUUAUCCGAGUCUGGUGUGUGUACACACACGUGUACAUGUGUGUGUGCGUGUGUGCACAUUUACUGUAAUCUGACCCCUGUUUCCUCUUCAUGAGCUGCGUAACAGACCGACCCUUUACAUGUGUUGUUUUACUGCAAUGAACCGAAAUGUUCCUAUUAAAGGGACUUCUCUUGUGGAACAAUGAAAGAACAAUUGUUUUCCACUGAACUGUGAGGUGCAGAACAUGCGGUGAAACUGACAAAUACAUUUUAAAACCACAACACACGGGGCUGAAACUGGUUCCCAGGAGCCUUGCUCGGCAAGUGUGUGCACAGCUGUUAUCAAAUAUAAUCCAACACAAACAGUACUAUCACUUCAGAAGCCAGGAAUUAACACGGAAGCAUCUUGAUAAACAAGAUAAUAAAAAUCAUGUUGUUCGGUCUGACACUGAAUAAUUGAUUGGUUUUUAUAAUGAGAAAUGACUCAAUGAACAACUGGCAUACUGAGGUGCUAUUCAAGAUAAGUUAUGACACGUAAGCUGACAAAAGAGCAAUCGGUUAAAGUGCAGUUAAAUUUUCUUGUCCUGCGCGCCCCCUUUACAGCUUCAACUUCAUAGAAGUUCAAAUGAACCGUCAGUCACGUCUCUUCUAACCCUCUGCCUAGUCGGGUUAGGGUCUUCUGACAAAAGCCUUAUAUGCGCUUGUCAAUACGCUCUUAAAGCUCAGUAGUUGGUGGGUGAACGCCGUCUAUAAACGAGGUCAAGUUCACCUUGUUUAAAAGAAAACUACACAAGAAAAACCGCCGUCUGGUGGUAUUCACAUCCUUGUUGAGUGGAAAUGUUCAGUAAGGUCAGAGCUCACAGGCUGUGACGUGCUUGCUGACAUUUCCCAAAAUAUUGGAAGUGGGUGGUAUGUUGACGUACUACAAUUUAGUCCUGUUUCAUUUUUUAUAAUACUACAUCUGUGGAAAAUACAUCUUUUUAUAACACUUUUAUAUUUCCUUCAUUUUGUUACUCUGUCUUCAGCAUAUUUUGCCUCGGUGGCUCCUUGACACACGACUUAUCAUAACCAUGGGCUGACAAGUUUCAUUUGAAGGCAGCAUACCUGACCAGUGACUAUCGUGGUAUUCAGAAGCAACUGCCAAAGUGUCACAUUGUUGGUGGAGUAAUGCUGCCUUCAAGUGGAGUUGUUUACCAUAAAACCCUCUCUUGUGGUCCCGGAUUUGGUUGCACCACUUAAAUUUUCAGUUACAUUUGAGUCCACAAAUAUGGUGGAAGUGGACAGUAAGUUUUAUUUGUAUAGUCACGUCAGGAGUAAAAUGUAUAUAUUUUCUGCAGCCUCAUCAUUUCAUAAUGUCUUUGCAUUUCCAACAUCAGGUUGCAUGCUUGUUAGCUUUCCUGCUGCCGACAUUUUCCUUUCAGUGGUGUUUUCACAAUACUCAGCUGGUGUCACCGCCACUUCCUGUUUUAUAACCACAAGUUCACAAUCAACAUUUGAAAGCAGCACUAUGGCUGAAAAAUUAUGUUUGUGAUGCCGUUACACUGUGUAUUUUUAUUUACCAUUAUAUCCCACUUUUGCUUUUUUGAUGUCUUUUCUGUACUACUUUCUGUAAGUAGGUUUUAUAGUACAUGCUCAACACACAUUUCUAAAUAAAAAUAUAUUCAGCAUUUGAA